Molecule: messenger RNA, 1153 nt
Organism: Prunus persica (peach)
Lineage: Eukaryota; Viridiplantae; Streptophyta; Magnoliopsida; Rosales; Rosaceae
Product: squamosa promoter-binding-like protein 3
Exons: 2
Coding region: 286-855 (189 amino acids)
Cellular component (GO): nucleus
Molecular function (GO): DNA binding
Source: RefSeq, a predicted model, not a curated record
AAGAAAAAUUGAACCAUUGCUAUCAGCUCCUGUGAGCCAAUGCAUUAUUGUUGUACAACAACAAACUGACAACAGGCAAAGACCCAGAAAAAAGAAUUAUGGAGCAUCAGAUUGUGGUGGUGGUCCUCACUCUUCCACUCCUACCACUGUACCUUCACUUUUUAGUCUCCUCAUUCUCUUCCCCCUAUUCCUCCACCACAUCCCAACCCAUUAAUAUCUUCCUCUUGCUCAUCUUCAAAAUAGCUCCAUCUUCUUUAUUUAUUCGUAUAAAUAUCUGGGGCAUCCAUGGAGGUCAUGAGUAAAAUUAACCUAAACAAGCAGCUGAGGAUGGAGAAGCCCCAUGUGGUGGUCAAGGAGGAGGAAGAGGAAGAUGAAGAAUUUGAUCAGCAUCAGCAACUGGAAGAUCAUGAUAAGAAGAAGAAAGGAAUUGUGGGUGGAAGUGGCUCUGUGAAAAGAUCAGGCACAAGUGGAGGUGGGACGAGAUGCUGUCAGGCUGACAGGUGCCCAGCUGAUCUGAGUGAUGCAAAGCAGUAUCAUAGAAGGCAUAAGGUUUGUGACCUUCAUUCUAAGGCUCAGGUUGUGCUUGUUUCUGGGCUGAGGCAAAGGUUUUGCCAGCAAUGCAGCAGAUUUCAUGAGCUCCCAGAAUUUGAUGACACCAAACGGAGUUGUCGUAGGCGUCUGGCCGGACACAAUGAACGCCGAAGGAAGAAUUCAGUCGAGUCUAAUGCAGAAGGCCCGAACCGCAAUGGUACAGGCACUCCGUUAAAGGAUGUAUGUGGCCAGGGUGAUAAUAGUGGAAGAAUUCGGAUAACCAUUCAAGGAAAUUCCCCCUACAAGCAUUUCCAGAUUAGAUAAGAUUUAUCAAGCAUGCUCUCUCUCUUCUGUCAUCCUAGGGAUGUAAUAAUAAUUUUAGAAGUUCCAUGGUAGAUAUGUGUUCAGGAUUUCUAUUUAGGUGAAGCAAAAAUUCCAAUUGAACAAACGUUUCGAUGCCGGAAAUUGAAUAAACGUUUAGCACCUUCGGAUUAGCUGCUCACUUUUCCGAUGUGUUCUUCUGUUAGCAGAAUGCUUUGAGUGUGACAUUUUGGUGGCUUAAGAUUUGAACUGCUGAAUCUAUUUCAGACUUUGAUGAGAAUAAAGAGCUUUAUUGUGCAAU